AUGAGGACAAAAAUUGACGAUUUUUUCUUGACGACUCAUGAGUGUGAUCUUGACGUAAUAUUUUUAACGGAGACUGGACUAGACGACCGCAUCGACUCGCUGCAAUUAUUCGGCACGUCUUAUAAUGUUUUCCGCUGCGACCGUAAUCCACGCAACAGUGACAAAUCCAGCUUCGGAGGUGUACUUAUUGCCGUGGCACAAUGCUACCCUAGUUCGAUUGCCGAAUCUACUUACAGCGCCCACUUAGAGCAAGUUUGCGUUAAUGCUACUGUCCGUGGCAAACAGCUGUUACUUUGCUGCCUGUACAUUCCGCCGGACAAAAGUUCCAGCAUCGACAUUGUCGAUAGCCACGUUUCGUCUAUUUGUGAGCUGUGGGACAAAUGUACUGAUCGGGGCUCGCUUCUGGUGUGCGGCGAUUUUAAUCAGCCUCGCAUUGAAUGGGGAUCGGAUGGAAGCCAACAUGUAUCCAUAGCGCAUCUGCCCUGUGCCAGUGCCGCUUUGAUCGAUGGUAUGAAUUUUCUGAACCUUACACAAGUGAACACACAGCGCAAUCAUCUCGGACGCAUGUUAGACCUGGUAUUUUGCACUUCUGGAUGCUCACUGUCGAUCGAUCGUUGUGUUACCCCGCUGCUGCCUGUCGACCCUCACCACCCACCGCUUGUGAUGUCGUUGCCUGUCUGUGAUAAUAGGACCGCUCCGGCUCUGAUUGAUGAAACAAAACAGUUGAAUUUUCGAAGGAUGGAUUUCUCUGCGCUAGAUCAGUACUUGCUUUCUGUUGAUUGGAGGGCUUUACUUGAGUUUAACGAUGUUGAUGAGAUGGCAUCGAAGUUUUGUGAAACUAUUUCGGAAUGGAUGAAUUCUAAUGUACCUCUUGCGAAACGACCGGCUUCACCUGCGUGGGGCACUCCGUAUCUUAGGCAGUUGAAGAGGGAACGCAACCGAGCACAGCGUGCAUAUCGUAAACGUAAAACAACGCUGACACAGCGCAACUUUAAACGUUCCAGUGCUGAAUAUCGUCGUUUGAAUGCGGUUCUGUAUAAAUCCUAUGUACUGCGUGUGCAAACUGAUCUCCGUAAACAACCGAAAAAUUUUUGGAAUUUCGUUAAUUCGAAAAGGAAAUGCUCGUCCAUUCCUUCCCACGUGUGCCUUGACGGAAUUGAUGCUACAUCCGUUUCUGAAUCUUGUGAGCUGUUCGCAAACUUUUUCUCAUCUGUGUUCGCCAAUGAAACAGCGUCUGAUCAGGAUGCACAAACCGCUGCCUCAUACGUUCCAGCUGAUUUGGUCAACUUGAAUGUGUUUGAGAUUACUGCUGACAUGAUAAUAACCGCUGCAAAAAACUGA
Messenger RNA from Sabethes cyaneus, 1341 nucleotides. RefSeq lists its product as uncharacterized. Bases 1 to 1341 code for a protein of 446 amino acids. The transcript has a single exon. NCBI's taxonomy places the organism in Eukaryota, Metazoa, Arthropoda, Insecta, Diptera, Culicidae. The record is from RefSeq and is a predicted model, not a curated record.